Molecule: messenger RNA, 1044 nt
Organism: Acaulospora morrowiae
Lineage: Eukaryota; Fungi; Glomeromycota; Glomeromycetes; Diversisporales; Acaulosporaceae
Source: the annotation of a GenBank genome assembly
AUGGAUCUGGAGAGCGUACAACAAUUUGAUGACGUCCUUACGGAUCUGCUCUUGGACAAACUUUUCCUCUGGUUUAGAACUUUUAAACUGAACCCUGGCUACCGUGAGACCAAUAUCUCGCGUGGAAAUAUAAUUGACCUUGUGACACGCUAUGUCAUAACAACCAAUAAGCUAAACGAAGCCGUUCGCGAACUUUUGAGAAUUCCAACUGUCCGCGAAACUGCCGGGAUAACGGAAGAAACCGAAAAAGAUUUCAUAAUGCAUGCAAAACGUUAUCUAAUGAUGUACCUGCCAAACGCUGGAUACGAAAUUGCCGAAACCAGUAGAUAUUUGGGUUCUUCGAAACGUGAGGCCUGUAUCAUAGCCACCAAACCCUGGCAUAUUGGCGAUGAAAUAAAAUAUUGCACUGGAACUCUUGUCCAUUUAACUACUGAAGAAGAGAAAGCUCUGGAAGGAGGUCGUGACUUCUCACACGAUUGUCGACCAAAUACCGAGUUCAUUUCUGCCGGUCAAAACGCGAUAUCAUUUAAAUUUAUCCAGGAUGUGAACAUUGGAGAAGAAAUCACGGCAUACUAUGGUGAUAACUAUUUUGGUACCGGUAAUGCGGAAUGUCUUUGUGCCACUUGUGAACGCAAUCAAACUGGAUCAUUUCGAACUGCAGGAACUGCGGAAGAAGACCCAGUAAUAGAAGGACUUCGACCUUUUGUCUACGACGACACAGGAAAACUGGUUCGAAGAAGUUUACGCAGAAAUUUGGCUACGAACAGCUUCAGAUCAAGGCCCCUGAGGAAAUCUGGAAAGUCCAAAAAACAGCCAACGAUCGAGAUAUCGAAUACUGCGAUUGAAGGCGAAUGCAGCACCCAUUCUUCAAGUGAAGAUCCAAUGGCAAUUGAUAUUGAUGAGCAAGAAGAUAACGCAGACGAUCAAGCUACCUCCAUAUUGUCUGAUUAUGCACCCUCUCAUUCGUCUUAUGCGGAUGAUUGCGCCGCUUCAUCAAAUCUUUCGAUACCCGACGAAAACGCCUCCACAACUGAGUUUAACGCG